This is a messenger RNA of Kazachstania africana CBS 2517, 2484 nucleotides long. It is a transcript of the gene PHO91, whose product is annotated as Pho91p. Gene Ontology annotation, biological process: monoatomic anion transmembrane transport; phosphate ion transport; polyphosphate metabolic process. The record is from RefSeq and is a predicted model, not a curated record. The coding region runs from base 1 to 2484 and encodes 827 amino acids. Gene Ontology annotation, molecular function: phosphate transmembrane transporter activity. Gene Ontology annotation, cellular component: membrane. The transcript has a single exon. Lineage: Eukaryota; Fungi; Ascomycota; Saccharomycetes; Saccharomycetales; Saccharomycetaceae.
AUGAAGUUCUCACAUUCGCUGCAGUUCAACUCUGUUCCAGAAUGGUCUUCCAAAUAUAUUGCUUACUCCAAUUUGAAAAAGACUAUAUACAACUUACAAAAGGAAAAAUUAUACAAUAACAUAUCUUCGGCGUCUAGCGUGUCAAAUGUGGUUGACACGGAACAGCAGCCGUUACUAUUGGACACUUCAACAGAUCCGUAUAUUAAAAGAUUUUUAGAACAGCUAAAUUCAGAAGUUAAAAAGAUAGAUAAAUUCUUCAUAUCUCAAAAAACCGGUUUAAUAGCCAAUUACAAUGAAUUGAAUGAUGAUAUUCGGGAUUUUGAAGUUAGUUUAUUGACUGCUCCAGUCUUUAAAAGGCGUAGAUCUACAAGAAGACUCUCUUCUGUGUCUUCUAAUGAAUCGAUGCUUUCUCAAAAUUUACCAUUGUCGAUCGAUUCCGGUCCAGAUGAUGAAAUUGAAGGUAUUAAUGAAGAUUUUAAUUAUUAUACGCGUAUGAAUCCGUUAUUACAACAAAGUGUCAUAUUGAAAAAAAGAAUUGUUGUACUCUUUACACAAUUAUCAGAGUUGAAAGACUAUAUCGAAUUGAAUAAGACAGGUUUUAGAAAAAUCUGUAAAAAAUUCGAUAAAUCUUUAAACACAAGUAUAAAAGAUCCUUUCAUGGAAAAACUUUGUCAAGGUUCAAACACUUUCAAACCUGAGACUCUGGCUAAGAUCACAGAAUACAUCGAUGAAUGUAUCGUCACUUAUGCUAAAUUGUCAAAUCAAGAUAGUACAGGUAAUUUGGGCCUCAAUAAGACAAAUACUAGCGAUGAUAACGGUAGUAGUCAGGGUACAGAACCACAAGACUUUGUUCCUUACGACUUUGAAAAUGCAAAGAAAGAAUUAUCAACACAUUUGAGAGAACAUGUCGUAUGGGAAAGAAAUACAGUAUGGAAAGAUAUGAUGAAUUUGGAAAGGAAAUCACAAAAUGCAAAGGCAAGUACUUCCGAAAAGAUUGAACCACUAGAUUCAAGUCUAAAUCUCACUUUAUCGGAUUUCUUAAGCUUACCGCCCGCCAAAAUUAUUAAUUUAGUGGUAAAUUCUAACUCAUUUAUCAAAUUUGCAGCAAUAACUGCGAUUUUUAUCUUAUUAUUAUGUUACUAUAGUCCAUUUAAUGAUGUUUUACAACAAAAUUGUUUUGCUAUCUUAAUAUAUGCUUCAUUACUAUGGGCAACUGAAACGAUACCACUAUUUGUCACCUCUUUGUUUAUACCUUUACUGAUAGUGAUCUUCCCCACGUUGAAAGAUCCAGUGUCAAACAUCCCUUUAAAUUCUAUUCAGUCCUCUCAAUACAUCCUUUCCUCGAUGUGGACAAGCGUUAUUAUGUUAUUACUAGGUGGCUUUACGUUAGCAGCCGCUUUAUCCAAAUAUAAUAUUGCCAAGGUUCUAUCUACUCAUAUCCUAUCAUCGGCAGGGACAAAUCCAAAAGUGAUUCUACUGACAAUCAUGUUUGUCGCAUCAUUUGUGUCAAUGUGGGUCUCAAAUGUUGCUGCCCCAGUAUUAUGUUAUUCGAUCAUACAACCAUUAUUGAGAACUUUGCCGAGACAUAAUACAUUCUCUAAAUCAUUAAUUCUUGGUAUUGCUCUAGCAUCAAAUGUAGGCGGUAUGGCUUCUCCCAUUGCGUCUCCACAAAAUAUUUUUGCUUUCGGUAUAAUGAAUUCGCCUCCUUCAUGGGUAGAAUGGUUCAUAAUAACAACUCCGGUCUGUAUUAUUUGUAAUUUUAUUAUUUGGGUAAUGUUAUUGGUAUCAUUUCCAAUAGAUUAUAAGAAUACCAAAAUCUUAAAGCUACACCGCAUAACGGACCCCUUCACGGUAACACAAUGGUUUGUUUCUAUUGUCUGUGUCGUGACAAUUCUUCUUUGGUGUCUCUCGAAUAAACUGUCUUCUCAACUGGGCGAAAUGGGUAUUAUUUCCAUUAUACCCAUUUUAUUAUUAUUUGGCACAGGGUUAUUAAGUUCCGACGAUUUCAAUAACUUCAUGUGGAAUAUCGUGGUUCUUGCAAUGGGUGGUUCUACCUUAGGAAAAGCUGUCAGCAACUCUGGUUUACUUGCUACAAUUGCUCACCUUAUCAAGGAGGAAAUACAAGACGAAUCAUUAAUUUAUAUUAUAAUAACGUUUGGCCUUUGUGUAUUGGUGAUGGCAACUUUUAUCUCACAUACCGUAUCUGCUAUGAUUGUAGUGCCUUUAAUGGGCGAGAUUGGGGCUAAUCUACCUGGUGAUCACUCAAAAUUAUUGAUUAUGAUUUCCACUUUGCUAUGUUCUUGCGCAAUGGGUUUACCCACUUCUGGAUUUCCCAACGUUACUGCAAUUUCGAUGAUUGAUGAGGCAGGCGAUAGGUAUUUGAGUGUAAUGCACGUUAUUAGCAGGGGUGUACCGGUCAGUAUUGCUUGCUAUUUCAUAGUAGUCACAGUGGGUUUCGGAAUGAUGAAAUUAUUGGGCUAUUAA